AAGAUGCGAUAUGCAUACGUCUCUAAGAAGGAGCAUUACCAUUAUUAAAAUAAACAGAAGGGUACACAAUAAGUAGUGAAAAGUCUUAUUUUGUACACAGCGUACACAAAUAUUAGAAAAAACGCAAGUAUUUUUAUCAACAAAUUUACUGCGUUUUUGGAAAGCAUGAGCGCGUCAAGUGAAGGUGGAGCAGGCGGUGCGGUGGGUGGCAGCGCUGGAGGUACAGCUACGACAACGGCGCCUGCAGCACAUUCCACAGUUGCCGCCAAGAUAACGCACGUGAAGGCCGACGGCGGCAUUUCUAUAACCGGAACGCCCAUCAUUAGCGGCGGCACCAUUAAAGUGGCCACCGGCGGGAACACUGUGCAGACAUCGCUCAGCGGCACACCCAUUGCUUUGAACACUGGCCAGGCCACCACUGCCGCCUCUAUACGAGCCAUUGGCGCCGGCGGCCAGUCGACCCAGGUGCGCGUCGUCAUGCCCAUGAUCAAGCAGCUGGAGAAUGUCACAGCCACGGGCCGAACACAAAUCACAGCCAUACCGGCGACACCGGCUCGCAGCGUCUCGAAUGCAUCCAUCACGGUGACACGGCCAGUUACACAGGCCACCUAUUUGCCGCGUGCCAGCGUCACGGCCACACAGAUGAGCGGCGUGGGUGUGACGGGCGCCCAACGACUGGUCACGCCGCUGCGUGCGACAUCGACGGCCAGCGUUAGUCCGGCGCCCACGGGGCUCAGUAGCACGGGUAAUUUUGUGCGCACCUCGCAGCCCUCGACGGUCAUCUCGUCGGCCAAUAGCCCCGCUACGGCGGCCUGGAUGCAGAGUAACACCGGGCAGGUGCAACUCAUACGUGCUAUACAUCAGCCCAGGCAACGCAUCAUUACCACAUCAGCGGGCGUGAGCAGUGCCAACGUUUCCACAACAGCCACACCUGUUCAGACGCCAACAUCUCUUACCGUUUCUGCGGCACAGCCGAUGCCGCCGCAGCAAUCCGGACCCACGGGCAUACCUCAGGCUUAUGUGGCAACCGUUCUGCCACCGCGCCAGCACCAGGCGACGCUUGUCUAUUCCUCAAAUGUGUCAGCUGCCGGCUCGCCCAACACGAUGUCAAAUCAGCUCAAUCCUCGCUUCGCCGUUGCCACGCCUAUCGGCAGUGCGACGAGCGUCGCUGGCGGCACAGCCACAACACCGGGCGGCACCACCGUGACGCCACGUCAGGUGCGUCCCAUACCGUUGGGCAAAAGCUUUCCGGCCACCAAACUGAACACGACAAGCAUUAGCAUUCGAGCGCCCAGCAUACCGCAGCUUAACUCCAACGUUGCUCCGCCCACGCCAGUGAGCGUCUCCGGUGGCGUCACAGUGGCUGGUCGCGGUCCUGGUGGCACUGGCGCAGGAACAAAACGUGGCGCCCGUUGCUCUCUGCCCGCAAAUUUGCCAACCACACGAAUCAUUCAGCUGCAGCAGCCGGCAACUGGCGGCGCUCACCAAAUCAUUGGCUCCACCACGCGUCUGGCGCCGAAUGUCAUGCUGCAGCCCUUCCUCAUGAGCACCAGCGCGGCGGCCAAAAUGGGCAUUCGACCGCCGGUUACAAUGACCGCCAAGGUGCAGCCCUCGCUGACCAUUACGCAGUUGAAUCCGAUUGGCAAACUGUCGACGGCAGGCGGUGCUGGUGGGCCCACAAUGGCGCCGCAGGGCGUGGCCAGCAUACAGGCGGUGCCGAGUGUAUCGGCCAGCGGCACGCCCAGCUCCGUGUCGGGUGGCAGCUCAGCAGCUGUGGCCGCUGCCGGCGGCGCCCACGGUGCUGCCUUUGACCAUGGCGGACGUGGCGGACCCGCAAGCAACAUUUUGACGGGCACCCUGACGCCCAUCAAGAAUGCCAGCGGCAUAACUGUGGGCAAACAGCGCAGCGGCGGAGGCAGUGGCUUUAGCGUGUCAGCGACAGCGGGCAACUACGUGUCUACAUCCCUCGGCGGGCCACAUCCUUUUGCCGACGGGCAGCUCCGGCCAUCUACUAUGAGUCCAUGCGGCCUCGACGGGGUGCUCUCGCUGACCACCACGACGGUCACCCAGAGCACCCAUACGCACGGCCAGGCUUCACGCACAAGCCCGGCACAGGCCCAAUUGGUGAGCAUCAGUGGCUGGCAGCAGCCUUUCCGUUCCUCGCUGCCCUUGCCAAGCCAUGCACAGCAAGUGGAACCGGCGGCGGAUCCAAGCCACAUUACGGUGCUGCCAUUCGUCGGCAGCGGCAGGUGGCAAUCGCACCAUGGACAUCAGCAGCUCCUCAUAACCGGCGGAAACCGGCGCCGUGCCAACAACGACCCGGCUGGCGGCGCCACAGUUAGUGCAUUGCCCAUGCCGGUGCCGGUGCCGGUCGCGGCAAAUACACUCGUGUCGAGUUUUAUGCGCAAACGCGAUGCCGAAGGCUCGCCCAUACGUGGUGUCAAGAAUUGGCCGCCUACGCUGCUAUCCAUGAGCAGCAAUAGCAACGCCUCCGCAUCGGUGGGUAAUGUGACUGCGGUGAAUCUAGCUGGUGGCUCGGCAUUUAAUUUACAGCCAGUCACAGUGACGCCAGCGACGCAACCGCCGGACCACAACGGCGGUCAGCUCAGCCUAACUGUUGAGGCGCUGGCCAAGAAGGAACGUGAAGCGUGUCAGUUCCGCCGCCGCCGCCGCAGCGGCAGCAGCAGCAGCUGGUACAUCCUCGGCGUCCCACAGCGUCCAUGUCGACAACAGCGGGUUAGCAUUGUGAGCACACGAAAUGUGCGUGCCGAGUCGCCGGCUUCUUCUGAUGGUUCCACCACAGUCUCGGCGAUCUCGCCCGGCGUGGAUCAGCAAAUGCAGGACAGCAAUCUGUCCAUUAACCGAAUUGGCGACGAACCUGCUGGAACUGCAGGGCGCGACAAUGCCACACACUUUAAUCCCAUAAACGAGCUAUACUCAUCUCAUCAGUCUCCUACCGCAAACGCAUAAACGCUGGGCGCACGUAGCAGGCGGCGUUGCUAGCGCCUUUGUGGAUGUGUCACAGCAACAGGCCAUCGCAUUUCUGGUAACAACACAAGCAACUACAUGACGGCAAGCCAAUUGCAGCAGGCGCGCAUGAAUGGCACCGGCGGAAGUGGCAGCAAUUCCCGAUUACGGCUUGGCACGCAAGAAACCCGCGACGCUCACGUGAGUUCAACGAUAGCCAGCACUCCAAUCAAGCCAGGCAUCGUUAUCACUGUCCCUGCCACCGCCAAUGGGCAGCCGGUUACGCCGGCUGUGGCUGGCAACAAGGAGAACGCAAAUCCUGUGGACUUUGUGCUGCGACGUCCGCGUAAUGGUGCGCUGCUCAAUACAUACAAGCCGACUCACAAGCUGGCAAACAAUCAUUUCCAUCGAUACACGGACGUAAAGCCGCGCGAUGAGCGACGCGCAACAGUCAUUGAUUUGGCCAAUCAACCAAAAUGUCAGAAGAAAAUUAGCGGCUGGAAGAUUCAUCAUUUGCGCUCGCAAAUGGAGGAUUUGAAUGAUUCGGAAAUGGUUAGCUUAAGCCAACUAGAAACAAUGUUGAAGGUACUCGAAAAGGACAAAGACAAACUCGGUGAAAUUGAGCGAAUUAGUGAGCUUUUAAAGGGCAACAUACAACGUAGCAAGAUUAUCACCGACGGCAUCAACGAGGCCCAAAAUCAGUUGAUGAAGAUCUUUGAUCACAAGCCUCAUGUUCUCGACAUAAUCAAUCGUUUGCAAUCGAAGCGCAAUUUUAAGAAACGCGAAAAAUUAUAAUUAUGGCUGAUGAUGUUAAAGCGAAUCGAAGCCUACAACGACACGUUGCGCCUUUAGCUAUAUAUUCAUAUAUUGAUAAGUUUUGUAUAUUGCCUAAGAUAACUAUGUACGUCAUUAGUUUUAAAUUAAUUUAAUUUUUACGCAUAAAAGUUUGUAGAUAAAA
Drosophila virilis is the source of this 3925-nucleotide messenger RNA. The record is from RefSeq and is a predicted model, not a curated record. Lineage: Eukaryota; Metazoa; Arthropoda; Insecta; Diptera; Drosophilidae.